Molecule: messenger RNA, 1742 nt
Organism: Panicum hallii
Lineage: Eukaryota; Viridiplantae; Streptophyta; Magnoliopsida; Poales; Poaceae
Product: protein GUCD1
Exons: 9
Coding region: 525-1292 (255 amino acids)
Source: RefSeq, a predicted model, not a curated record
CCUCGAUCGCCCCCCGCUCCGCUUCCCUCCAACUCCAGCCCGCCCGCCCCUUCUUCUCCUCCUUUCUACGCAGCAGAGCGGAGCGCGAGGCGCGUAAAAAAUAGCACCGCCACCACCACGCAGCAGUUUCUGGAAGCCGCCCGCCCCGCCGCCCGCGCGCGUGCCCUUAAAGGCGCCGCGCGCGCCGGUCGCCUCCCCACCCGCUGGCGCUGGCGCCCGCCCGUUUUAAUCACCGUCCAGCCCGGCCGCAGCAAGGCCGGCCGCGCCCAAUCACCCGUUCCGCCACCGCGGCUCCGCUCCCGUCCAGGCGCCCUGCUCGUGGUGCUCACCCUCACCUGCUGCUCUCCCGCUUUCUUAUUCCCUCCACCCCCCCCCCUCCGGCCUCGGCCCUCGGACAGGGAGGGCUCUACCUCUGCCAGGUUUAGUUGCCGGCCCUCUUCGUCGCCCGGUUCUGGGAGCCGGGCGCAGCCGGAGCGGGAGCCCCCCGCUCGAUCGAGCUCCUCGCGCGGGCGUUUGACGAUGUCAUGUGGCCCCUCUGCGUCAUCUCCGAGAAGCUCUUCAAGAUGGCCGGCGACGACGCCGGCCAGGGCCCGGGCUCGCCGUCCGCCGACUACGCCCAGAUUUCCCUAGCGCGCCGAUCGUACUACGUCGAUGUUCCACAUGUGCAGCAGGCCUUCACCUGGGACUGCGGCCUCGCCUGCGUGCUCAUGGUGCUCAGGACGCUGGGGAUUCAUUGCUGCGACGGCAUUGCCGAUCUCGAGAGGCUCUGCCGCACCACAAGCAUUUGGACAGUCGACUUGGCGUAUCUCUUAAACAAGUUUUCAGUUAGUUUUUCUUUCUUUACUGUGACUCUUGGAGCAAACCCACAAUAUUCUGCUGAAAGCUUUUAUAGGGAGCAAUUGCAAGAAGACAUUGAUCGAGUCGAUGAGCUAUUUGGGAAGGCACUUGAAGCUGGAAUUAGUAUUCAAUGCAGAUCCAUCAGCGCAUAUGAUAUUGCUUUUCUACUGUUAUCUGGGCACUGCAUUGCCAUUGCAUUAGUGGACAAAUCAAAGCUAAAUUCCUCUUGGAUGAAUGAUGUACAUGAUGUACAGCAGCUCAAUGAGGAUUCAGAUUACAUGGGGCAUUAUGUCAUAAUAUGCGGGUAUGAUGCUGAUGAUUGUGAAUUUGAGAUAAGGGAUCCUGCCAGUUCCAGGAAGCGCGAAAGGGUGACAAUGAAGAGCCUAGAUGAGGCCCGCAAAUCAUUUGGAACCGAUGAGGAUAUUCUCUUGGUAGGAGAAACAGUGUCUCCUUAACCGGAAAGAGCGGAAUGAAGGUCACUCGUAAAUUCCUCGCCGGCUCCAUGUAAAUAGCUCACCAAGCCUCCAGCCACUUUGUGUAUACGUUGUACAUGUCCCUGUAGUUAUGAUUGUCGGUUGCCAUCCUUGUAAUUUUACUGCCGAUAGGAACAGUGUGCCAGGAAAGUUAGUUAGCAUCUUUAUGGUCUGUUGGCUCAUGGCAUCACCAAACCGUAGCUGCUAAGGGUUUAGCAGCAGCAGCAGCAGCAGCAGCAAAAAUUGCUGCUCCUAUGUAGUUGCAAAUGGUGCAGCAGCAGCAAGAAAUGCUGCUCUUGUGUAGUUUACAAAUGGCAGCAGCAGGUGCAAACAGUUCUGCUGCUCUUGUAACGAGCAAAAGCUAUAUGAUCAUAUCUGAACGUGUACAGAUCUUCCUUGAAGAAAUUGUGUGAUCCUUUGCACCGUAAUCCA